AUGAAAGAGAAACAGAGAGUAAGAAAAUUUUUUAUGUCAUUAAUACAUUCAGUCAUAAAUGCACCGAAAAAAAUAUCGGAGUGGAUUGGGCUGGGCGUACGUGCACCAAUUUACAUGGAUUUUCAGGCAACAACACCAACUGACCCACGGGUAGUGGAUGCAAUGCUUCCGUACUUUAAAGAGAGAUUUGGGAAUUCACACAGCAGAACACAUUCUUAUGGAUGGAAUGCAGAGAAGGCAGUGGAAAGUGCUCGGAGUAAGAUAGCUUCAUUAGUGCAUGCAGAUCCAAAGGAGAUAAUUUUUACAAGUGGUGCAACAGAAAGCAAUAAUAUAGCAAUAAAAGGAAUUGCGCGGUUUCUUAAGCAGGAUAUGAAUGAAAAGCCACAUAUAAUAACAACCCAGAUAGAGCAUAAAAGUGUUCUAGAUACGUGCAGAGAUUUAGAAGAGGAAGGGUUUGAUGUGACUUAUCUUCCUGUGAAUAAGCACGGCUUGGUGAGUGUGGAUGACUUAAAAAAGGCAAUUACACCGCAAACAGUUCUUGCAAGUAUUAUGGCAGUAAAUAAUGAAAUAGGUACAAUAGCCCCGUUGAAGGAGAUAGGUCAAGUGUGCAAGGAGAACAACGUAUUCUUCCACACAGAUGCAGCACAGGCAGUUGGUAAGAUACCAAUAAAUGUUAAGGAUAUGAACAUAUCACUGAUGAGUAUAUCUGGGCAUAAGAUAUACGGGCCAAUGGGAAUAGGUGCACUGUACGUUACAAGGGACAGGCCCAGACCACGUAUACAGCCAAUAUUCAGUGGGGGUGGACAGGAAAGAGGAAUGCGUAGUGGAACUCUCCCAACGCCAUUAAUUGUAGGGCUAGGAAAGGCUUGUGAAAUAGCUGAAAAAGAAAUGGAGAAGGACACCAAGAAAAUUCAAACACUCUCGAAUCAGUUGCUACAGGGAAUAAUGAAGGAAAUACCAGAUAUAAAGAGGAACGGGGGUGUACACGUAUACCCUGGGUGUGUAAACAUUUCAUUCCCGUAUGUAGAGGGAGAGUCACUGAUUAUGGCCCUCCCCAGUCUAGCAAUAAGCAGUGGAAGUGCAUGUACAUCUGCAUCUCUUGAACCAUCAUAUGUUCUCAAAUCGCUUGGUGUGAAUGACGACUUAGCGCACUCUUCACUGAGAUUUGGAAUCGGCCGGUUUACUACCAAGUCAGAUAUUAAGAAGGUUAUAAAAGAGGUUGUGCAGAAAGUGAAGAAGCUUAGAGAACUUUCUCCUCUUUUUGAAAUGGCCCAGGAGGGAAUUGAUCUGAGCACAAUCAACUGGAAUGCGCAUUAAAUAAAUCACUGGAAGUGCCAGCUGGGAAUAAUUCAAAGUUCAAUAAAUUCAUAUUUUAACGG
This is a messenger RNA of Nematocida parisii ERTm1, 1379 nucleotides long. RefSeq names its product cysteine desulfurylase. Bases 1 to 1317 code for a protein of 438 amino acids. Gene Ontology annotation, molecular function: pyridoxal phosphate binding; cysteine desulfurase activity. The record is from RefSeq and is a predicted model, not a curated record. Gene Ontology annotation, biological process: [2Fe-2S] cluster assembly. The transcript has a single exon. NCBI's taxonomy places the organism in Eukaryota, Fungi, Microsporidia. Gene Ontology annotation, cellular component: mitochondrion; nucleus; cytosol.